AUGAGUGUACCCGUUGAACGCCGUCAGUCUUGGGAUUGGCCUCUUCAAUCGAACGAUGAAUUUGUGGGACUCAUUGAUGAUGACACACAUUUUGAAGUCAGUCUAGAAGCGAAAUACUUCACGGCUAAGGAAAUUGAGGUGAAAACUAUAGGAGACCUGAUCGAAAUCCAUAUGGAUCAUGAAGCGCGUGGUAACGACAUAACGAAUGUUAGUAGGAGCAUUACAAGGUGCUACAAACUUCCAGCAGGUGUUGAUCCGUCGACGUUGAAGAGCAACCUGGACAAACAUGAUCAGCAGCAAGAACUGCCCAUCAGUGCCGAAGACGACAAAGCCGGGCAGUUAACGUAA
Molecule: messenger RNA, 348 nt
Organism: Necator americanus (New World hookworm)
Lineage: Eukaryota; Metazoa; Nematoda; Chromadorea; Rhabditida; Ancylostomatidae
Exons: 4
Coding region: 1-348 (115 amino acids)
Biological process (GO): protein refolding; response to heat
Cellular component (GO): nucleus; cytoplasm
Source: RefSeq, a predicted model, not a curated record